UGGUGAUGAGAGAGAGCUUCAUUCACACCCCAGCGUCUCUGCAGCAGCAUCAUGGUCUUCUGCUGGGGCGAUUCAUCCAGAGGACAGCUGGCUUUUCCCGGCACUGGAGGGAAUGGCAUCACCACACCGACUUCAGUCAACUUUAAUGAACAACUCGUUCAGAUCUCUUGUGGAGAACAGCACACUUUAUUCCUGACUGUCAGCGGACAGGUGCUGUCCUGUGGCCGAAACUCUAAAGGACAGCUGGGACGGUCCAAGAGCAAAGACACCAGACUGCCAGUGAAGAUUGAAGGCUUGGGAGCUGUAGCUGCAGUAGCAUGUGGACAGGACCACAGUUUGGCUCUGUGCGAUUCAGGUCAAGUGUUUUCCUGGGGAGCGGGCGGAGAAGGUCAGCUGGGCCAGAGAAACUCAGCGGCAAAAUGUCCCAAACCUGUACCAGUUCAGAUACAAUUACCUUUCCAGAUCCCAGUUGUGCAGGUGGCUUGUGGAAAUUUCCAUUCUUUGGCUCUUACCAAGGGAGGUGAAGUCCUUUCAUGGGGUCAGAAUAAAUAUGGGCAGCUGGGACUGGGGAAAUCAGUGGACCUGCAGACUGAACCUGCUCUGGUACGAUCUCUUGUCGGAGUUCCAGUCAUUCAGAUCUCCGCCGGUGGAGCUCACACCCUGGCACUGGCUCUCCCAGCUCAAGUGUUCUGCUGUGGAGCUAAUAGUGUUGGACAGCUGGGCCUUAAUAGGACUGAUGUAAAAGGCCGAUUUGCAGUAUGUGCAGUUCCAGCUCUGAGGAACUUGGGGGUGUCUUCCAUCAACUGUGGAGCGGCUCACACUGCUGUCCUCACUAAGGCUGGAGAGGUGUACACAUUCGGAGAGGGAGCUCAUGGUCAACUUGGGCACAACUCCACCAAUAAUGAGCUUCGACCCAGGAAAGUUGAGGGCCUUGAUGGACCUGCUAAACAAGUAACCUGUGGCAGCCACCACACUCUUGUUCUGAUGCCAUCCGGUGUCCUCUUCACAUUUGGCCGUGAUGUCCAAGGUAAGGCGAGUGGUGACACAGAGAACAGCCUGCAGCCAAUAAGACUCGAAGGAAACUGGAGCAGCUCAGGAGCAGGGAUACACACAGGUCCACAAGCCACAAAAAUGAAGAUAUCAUCUGGCUGGUGUUCCAACUUUCUUUUCGUCUCACAUUCCAAGACCAAUAUUCUUGGAGAGCCAAUUGGAAAACUUGAAGAGGCUCAAGUGCAGAGAUGGGUGUCAGUGUUGGAGAGCGAUAAAAGCAUCAAAGCAAUCAAAAGGGAGAUUUCCUGGACUUUUGCUACAAGUUCAAAUCUCGUCGCCUGCUUCAUUAAGGACAGUACAAAUACACCAGGAACUAUUCAGGUUGAUUUGAAUGCUGCUAGCCAGACCUUUGACCAGCUCCUGAGGAUUACCUGGAUCAAGAAUUCAAUGAUCAUCAACCAAGUGGUGAAUAUACUUUUUCAUGCUGCUCCAGUGAUGAGGUGUCCUGAGAUCUUCCUGCUUCUGCCCACAUGCUCCAUUCUUCACGAACCGCACAAUGUUAUUGAACUGGUGCUGCCGCUAGCUGUAGCCAUCACAGACCUUAAUGAGACUGCCAUGAAAAGCUUGAAGGAGUACUGGUCCUCCAUGGAUGCCAGCAUUAUGACCAAGCACAUCUGUAUGUGGAAACAAGCACUUGCCUUCCUCCUGAAGUCCAACAUGCGGCUGAACUAUAACCCUGGUGUGAAAGCAGUCCUGGAAGUCCUCAAGUUACUUUACAGAGGAAACAAAAGAGCUGAAAGAUCGAGGCAGGUUGCGAUCACUGAGUUCUACAUAGAGGAGAUAGGCACCUCGCCUCUGUUACUCCAACAGGACGUGACGCUGUGGAGGCAGAUUAAAUGGGGACAACUACUGGAGGUGGAACAGACACCUGCUAUCUUCUGUCGUUACCCAUUUCUCCUGGAUCUGAAGAGCAAAAUCAUCCUUUUAAACUACGUUGCAUACAUAACACAGAUUCUCCAUGAGUGGAUCCACAAUGAUGUGGCAGCUGGGGGGAUAUCUCAGGAGCACUACAAAUGUGAGGUUCCGACACCCAUCCUCCAGCUGAAACUGAGACGCACCGCCUUGCUCGAGGACACGUUCAGACAACUUGACAAUGCUGACCAUGACAACUUCAAAAAAGCAUUAGUGGUGCAGUUUGUAGAAGACUCCAAACUGACUGCAGUGAACAAGAAAGAUUUCUUCCUCCAUGCCUUUAGUGAGCUUUUGGCUCCUGAAUCAAGGAUGUUCAUGUACAAUGACAGUGAAACAAUGAUCUGGUUCCCUGCCAAGCCAACACAUGACUCAAAGCGAUACUUCCUGUUUGGGAUCCUCUGUGGCCUGGCCUUCUACAACAACAACAUAGUGCAUAUGCCCUUUCCUCUGGCCUUGUUUAAGAAGCUGGUCAAUGUAAAGCCCACUCUGGAGGAUAUGAUUGAGUUCAGGCCACAAGUUGGCAUGAGUUUGCGAUACCUUUUACAUGACUACAAAGAUGACGAUGCUGAGAACAUGGAUAUCACUUUCCGUGUACGUGACUCAGUGCACUGGGAUGGUGCGGAGGUGGAGCUGGAUUCCAAUGAAAGAGAAAAACUUGUGACAAGUGCUAACAAGAAGCAGUUUGUGGAAGCCUAUGUUGAUUACGCACUGAACAAGUCAGUGGAGCAGGUGUUUAAUGAGUUUAAGAGGGGAUUCUACAAAGCGUGCGAUGAAGACGUGGUGAAGUUAUUCCAGCCUGAGGAGCUCAGAGGAGCGAUGGUGGGCACAGAGGAAUACGACUGGGACACAUUCAGACAGAAUACAGCAUAUGCUGGACAGUACCAUGUGAGACACCCUACUAUCAUUGCUUUCUGGGAGGUAUUUGAGGAGUUGGCGGAUGAGCAAAAGAAAGCCUUUCUCUUGUUUCUGACGGGCUGUGAUCGGGUACCUGUCACUGGGAUGGAGCAGGUUAGGAUGACUGUGUUGGACCGUCCUAACUUCACUCAGGACCAUCUGCCAGAGUCUCUCACCUGCCACUCUCAUUUCAUGCUCCCUCCGUAUGAAAACAAGCAGCGUCUGGAGGAAAAGCUUAUCGAAGCGUUAAACCACAACCAAGGCUUUUGGAUAGAUGAUACAACAACUGGAUGAAUUGAUUUUUGAAUAUUUAGGUCAUUCAUUAUUUUAAAACUUAUUUACAGUACUGUGCAAAAGUCUUUGUCACCCUAUUUUUUAUUUUUUUUUUACUACAAACUUUGUUAUAUAUAUUAUUAUUUGAUGAUUUCUACAUUAUUGAGUCAGUACAAAAACUUUGUAGAUUUUAGAUUUUCAAACAUAAGCACAAAAUUAAAUGUUACAGCAAAAUGUUUGCAUGUCAGUAAAGAAAGCGGCAUACUAAGUGCUAAGAGACACUUUUCAGACAAAAAACAUAAUGAAGGCUGUUGGGUUUUGCUGCAAAAAUAAGAAGCGAGUGCGACAGUCAAAGUCUCCAGAAGAACCGUGUCUGGUUCUGUAAGAUGAGCAAUAAAACUUGUGGCUGAUUUCCUUAUAAAACUGCACUAAUUCUACCUGAGACUACUAUUUUUUUUUUUAAAGGAAAGGGUCGUCACACCAAAUAUUGCCUUUGUUUCAUUUAUUACUGUUUACUGCUCUUUAUAUAAUUUUUUUUAAAAAUGGAAAACCAUUUAAUUGCAUUAUUUUGAAGGCAUCUUUGCUCUACAGCAUUUCUUUGCAUGUGCCUAAGACUCUUGCACAGUACAACAUAUAUAUACUCUCCUCUACAACAUAUAUAUAUAUAUAUAUAUAUAUAUAUAUAUAUAUAUAUAUAUAUAUAUAUAUAUAUAUAUAUAUAUAUAUAUAUAUAUAUAUAUAUAUAUAUAUAAUUUCUUUCUUCUUUCUUAACAGUCUGCUAUUAUAUUAGGUUGCUAACCAGCCCUGACUUACUGCGAUUUCAAAUAACGAGCACUAGUUUUCUUGUUGUGCGUGAAUUACAAAGAAUAUUUGUGUGAAUUACACAAAUGGGAAGGAAACAGUAUGUCAGUUAGAUUCUAGCAUUUAACAUUUGUUCAUAUUAGCUGUGGUGAGUGGAAAACUGCAAUUGCAACAUGUAGGCAUAAUUUCUUGUCCGAUAUAACGCUUAUUAAAGACAAUAAUAUGCAUUGAAAAGCUGUUCCAAGUACAAUUUGAACUUCAAAUAAAUGUAUAUUCUGUUUACGA
Messenger RNA from Ictalurus punctatus (channel catfish), 4215 nucleotides. RefSeq names its product probable E3 ubiquitin-protein ligase HERC6. Gene Ontology annotation, molecular function: ubiquitin-protein transferase activity. Bases 52 to 3150 code for a protein of 1032 amino acids. Lineage: Eukaryota; Metazoa; Chordata; Actinopteri; Siluriformes; Ictaluridae. The record is from RefSeq and is a predicted model, not a curated record. The transcript is spliced from 23 exons.